AACUAAGGUGCUUGUAUGCAGGUUAUAGACGCGUGCAAUUCCCAUCACUUCACCCUCUUUACUUUCUCUCUCUGCGAUCUGUUUCGUGUAGCUCCUCGAAAAUGUUGGCACGCCUUGUCGCGAAACGUUUCAACGAGAUCCGUAAAAUUUUCCGUCAGCCUUCGAGGGCUUUCUCAACCGCUCUGAACUACCACCUUGACUCACCGGACAACAACCCUAACCUCCCAUGGGAAUUAUCCGAUGCCAACCAAGCAAAGGUCAAGGAGAUUUUAUCGCACUAUCCAUCCAACUAUAAGCAAUCUGCAGUGAUCCCUCUUUUGGAUCUGGCCCAGCAGCAGCAUGGAGGGUGGCUCCCUGUUUCUGCAAUGAAUGUGGGGUGCUGUGUGAAUGCUCCUAUGAUUACAGUGGCUGAUUAUUCAAAUGGAUCGGAGGGAUAUACUUAUAAUUACUAUGAAGAUGUAACUCUAGAGAGAGUAGUUGAGAUAGUGGAAUUGCUGAGAAAGGGGGACCAUCCCUCAAAAGCCGGCCCAAGAGGUUAGAGAACCUCCCGCCUUAUAAAGUCUCCUUGGUGAGGAGACCUUCCCGAUGUGGGACUUGUUACAUUACCACCCCCUUCGAAAGCCAGCGCCCUCGAUGGCUGCACUCCACGGUACUUCACUCACCGGCACUUCACUCGGCCUUCUUGCCGGUCAGAACCCUCCGAUGGUCAGAACCCUCCGUGGGUAGCCCUUCUCAAUUUGGCUGGCUCUCAACGAAAGCACCAUUGUAACGAGCAUAAGGCUAAGGAGGGGAACCAUCCCUCAAAAGCCGG
Cajanus cajan (pigeon pea) is the source of this 811-nucleotide messenger RNA. NCBI's taxonomy places the organism in Eukaryota, Viridiplantae, Streptophyta, Magnoliopsida, Fabales, Fabaceae. The record is from RefSeq and is a predicted model, not a curated record.